This is a messenger RNA of Xiphophorus maculatus (southern platyfish), 1670 nucleotides long. It is a transcript of the gene tpgs2, whose product is annotated as tubulin polyglutamylase complex subunit 2. The record is from RefSeq and is a predicted model, not a curated record. Gene Ontology annotation, biological process: protein polyglutamylation. The coding region runs from base 76 to 963 and encodes 295 amino acids. The transcript is spliced from 7 exons. NCBI's taxonomy places the organism in Eukaryota, Metazoa, Chordata, Actinopteri, Cyprinodontiformes, Poeciliidae.
UCCUAUGACUCGAUGCAGAAGGAAGGAUGUAUGGAGGAUUUCUGACAAAUUUCUGCUAAUAUUUGUGCAGAAAUUAUGACAAUGGACGAAACAAAAGAUGCGUUUGUAUUCAAAGGUGUUACUGAGAGGCUGACCCUCGGAAUUACUCGAAUACUCGAAAACAUGCCAGGGGUGGUGGAUGUGCGCUACGCAGAGAGAGACCCUGCAGAAAAGAGGACCCUCCUGUCUUGGGAGCAGAAAAACACGUGUAUUUUACCAGAGGAUAUGCGAGACUUCUACCUGACCACUGAUGGAUUCACAUUAACCUGGAGUGUUAAACUGGACGAUGAGUGUGUCCCUUUAGGUUGCAUGAUGAUCAACGGCGUGGGCAGGCUGUGCCCGCUGCUUCAGCCCGCGUCUGUUUUCUCUCUCCCUAACGCCCCCUCACUGGUUGAUCUGGACUGGGAGGAGAGCAGCUCAGAAAGCGGAUUGGAGCCUGCACCGUCUGCGCCUCAUUUUGAUGCCCGGAGUCGUAUUUAUGAGCUGGAUUCCUGCGGCGGGAAUGGAAAAGUGUGUCUGGUUUACAAAAACUGCACUCCAGGAGUGGUUGCACAGCACAGUGAAAUCUGGUUCCUGGACCGCUCACUGUGCUGGCAUUUUUUGACUGCAACAUUUACUGCCUACUACAGACUGAUGAUAACACACCUGGGCCUACCUGAGUGGCAGUAUGCCUACACACCAUAUGGUCCAAGCCCGCAGGCUAAGCAGUGGGCGUCCCUCUACCAGCCCCUGAUUUUCAGCAAUGAGGUUAGCCAGACGGAUUCAGCUGCAGAUGUUUUUCUAAACAAGCUGGAUCCCACAAAGGCCUUCAGAGGCAAAGCCAAGGUCCCGCCCCCCAAGAAGAAGCAGUCGGCCCAGUCCAACUCUGGAGGCGCUGCUAAAGGGCAAGGGAGCGCAGGAAGACACGGUGGAGCAAAACGGUGAAACAGAUCCAAUCUAGAGAGAGAGACUUUUCUUUUUGUCUGUUUCACCACCACAUCUUCAAAAGACAAAUCUGCUAUCAGCUGCUUGCUUAAACGCAGGUUUUUGUAACACAAGAACAUGUUGUGGAGCAUGCGUAGUCUAUGACCAGGAUUUAAAUGGCCUCUCCUGUGUUCAGUUUGGUAUUUACAAGAUGUUGACAUGUUGAAUGUCGACGGAUUUGAAACUUUACCAGAAAAUUAAUCCUUCUGAGCUAACCUUGGACCAGUCGCUGGUUUUUAAGGCAUACAAAGAUUUUUGCAAAAAAUCUCACACCACCUUUUGUGUUAUUUGUUUUUUCGUGCUGUUGCAAAAAAAAACUGAGAAUUAUACCACCCAUCACCAGCUAAUAUUAGACAUUUAGCUUGAAUGCAAAAGGGAAUAGAAAUGUGUGCAAUAACCACUGGAAAACUGCUGCUGUAGUUAUUUUAUCCAUCCAUCCAUUUUCUAACACCCUUGUCCCUAGUGGGGUCAGGAGGGGUGUUGGUGCCUAUCUCCAGCUAACGUUCUGGGCGAGAUAGUUAUUUUAUAUUGUUUUAUUAUGUAUCAUGUAAAGAAAUUGACAUAAUAAUUAAAUGUAACUUUUAAUGUUUAGAAGCAAUAUGUCAAUACUGCUGCAGAAAUUCUGAUUGUCUCCUAUGUUUUGAAUAAAAUGACUAAUUAUUGUUACA